Molecule: messenger RNA, 4114 nt
Organism: Fundulus heteroclitus (mummichog)
Lineage: Eukaryota; Metazoa; Chordata; Actinopteri; Cyprinodontiformes; Fundulidae
Gene: whrna
Product: whirlin a
Exons: 13
Coding region: 688-3633 (981 amino acids)
Biological process (GO): auditory receptor cell stereocilium organization; sensory perception of sound
Cellular component (GO): plasma membrane; stereocilium tip; stereocilia ankle link complex
Molecular function (GO): protein binding
Source: RefSeq, a predicted model, not a curated record
GACGGCACGAGGCGCUUCUCCAGUCGCUGUAGUAACGUCCGUGGAGCUGGCACACGGAGCUGCUGCUCUCCAAGACAGAAGCAACAAACCCGACGCCGCUCAGUUUACACGCGUGGAUUUACAUUUCCAGCAGCCGCGGGUCGUUUUGAGCGGAGUGGGACGCUGUGAGCUCCCCGAGUGGAGAGAAAUAAGUUUUUUUACUGUUUGUUUUUGGAGCGAAUACAAUGGAGAGUUUGUGUUUUUGACCUGGAAGGAAGAGAUGUAAUUGUCGGUGCCGGGGGGUUGGUUUUUCUGGAGCUUUUGUCGGAGAGAGACACCGGAGAAGAGGCGGCUCGGUGUCCGGCUGACCUCCUGGAAAAUAACACGGCGGCUAAUGACGCUGGGAGCCUUCUACGUGGCGCAUUAAGCCCUCCAGCUCUCUGCAACACCGUUUUACGCACGCUUCCGUCUGUAAACUGAAGUUCACAGCUUAUGUUGGCCUCCAAAUAUUUUCUUACAUAGAACUAGUUGCAAACAACUUUAAUCGCCCUGUCUCUGUCAGAACCGGACGUUAUGGGGAUUACUGGACUUCUCCGGCGCUCCUGAUGCCUCGAACCGGCCCGAUCCCGCACCUCCUGCCCGAAAUGCCUGCCCUCUAACCCCCCGCCCCGCACCGCUGUGGCGCCGUGUCCCGGUCCUGCCGCCAGGAUGAGCAGCACCGACCUGGAGCGCAUGUCGCUCAGCUCCUCGGCCAACUCGGUGGCUUCCAGCGCCCGCACGCUGUCGGCCAACGUGCGGAAGCUGCACAACGCGCUCAACCUCCUGCUCAGCGACUUCGAGAGGGAGCAGUUCAUCCACUGCCUCAACGUGUACCACUCCAAGCGCAACGUGUACGACCUGGUGCAGACCCUCAACGUGAUCCUCAACGCGCCCAGCAAGCGGCAGCUGCUGCCCAUGCUGCGGCUGGUCAUCCCCCGCUCCGACCAGCUCCUCUUCGAGCAGUACACCUCCGAGGGGCUUUACCUAAAGUCGGAUUUAGUCGCAAACAACGGCCACGCCGACCCCCCGCCGGGAGACUUCCCCGGCGCCAGCCCGACGCCCCCCGGGAACCUGUCGCCCAACAACCCCGCGGAGUUGCAGGUGGCGCUGCGCGGCUCCCCGGACAGUUUCAGCACCAGCAGCGACGGGACAGCUCCGCUGGUGCCGCUGCUCGGCAGGAACUUCAUCCAUGAGCCGCCCGGGGAGCCGCGCCAGGUCACCAUGAAGCGCCACAAGAGCAACGAGGGCCUGGGCUUCAGCAUCCGCGGCGGCUCGGAGCACGGAGUCGGGAUCUACGUGUCCCUGGUGGAGCCCGGGAGCCUGGCGGAGAAACAGGGGCUCCGGAUCGGGGAUCAGAUCAUGAAAGUCAACGACAAAGUCUUCGACAAAGUCACCCACGCCGAAGCGGUGAAGGUGCUGAAGGGCAGCAAGAAGCUGAGUCUUUCAGUGCGUUCGGUGGGGCGGAUUCCCGGCGGCUACGUCACCAACCACGUUUAUACCUGGGUGGAUCCUCAGGGCCGGAGCGUGUCUCCUCCUCCCGAUCUGCUGGAGCAUCGGAGCGCCACGCUCAGGAGAACCGACAGCCAGCGGCGCAGCAACAUGCAGCUCCUGCAGGAGGGAGACGAAAAGAAGGUGAACUUGGUUCUGGAUGACGGACGGUCUCUGGGUCUGAUGAUCAGAGGGGGAGCCGAAUACGCUCUGGGGAUUUACAUCACCGGAGUGGACAAAGGAUCAGCGGCAGAGUGCGGAGGACUCAAGGUCGGCGACCAGAUCCUGGAGGUGAACGGCCACAGCUUCCUGAGCAUCCCGCACGACGAGGCCGUGCGCGUCCUCAAGUCCUCGCGCCACCUCAUGAUGACGGUGAAGGACGUCGGGCGCCUGCCGCACGCCAGGACGGUGGUGGGCGAGACCAAGUGGAUCGCCAGCUCGCAGAUCGCGGAGAGCUCGGCCAACAGCAGCGUGGCGAGCUUCUCUGUGGACCAAGGAGCAUCUGCAGCAGGAAAGCCCGGGUUUUAUAAGGGGGUGGCCGGCUCGCAGGUGACCCUGUCCAGUCUGGUCAACCAAUCCCGUGCCAUGCUGGAGGAGCAGGCGCGGCAGCUGCUCACCGAGGCCGAGCGUCAGACCAUGAGCUACUACGUGGAGGAGUACCGGGACGGACACAUCGGCAUAGAGCAGCUGGUCAUGGCGCUGUUCGAGCUGCUCAACACGCAUGCGAAGUUCUCCCUUCUGUCGGAAGUGCGAGGCUUGGUCACCCCGCAGGACCUGGAGCGCUUCGACGGGCUGGUGCUGCGGCGGGAGAUCCAGGCCCUCAAGGCAAGACAGGGGACAGCGGGGGCCACAAACGUGCAGCCGGACUGCCUGUCCAUGGUGUCGUAUCCGGACACGCUGACGUCGUCGUCGGCCAGUUUCAUGACCAACACAACGCUCAGCUCUGCAAGGGAGAGGCUGCUGUGGCUGAUAGACAUGAUGGAGAACGACAGCGUGGCGGAGAGCAACGAGGUGGAUCCUCCGGAGAGCCUGAACACGCUGCUGACCGACGUCUCUCUGGAUGACGUUCAGUCCGCCACAGGGGAGCCGCCCCCUUCCUUCAAGCCUCCGCCCCCUCCAGGGGUGCAGAGGCGUCCAGGUAGACGAGAAGUUCUCAUCAAGCGUCCCUCGUCCGAGUCCUCCCACUCGGGGUUGUACUUCACAGCGCCGAGCUCUCACGGCCACGGCAAGGAGCCGGCGAACACGACCGCCUCAUCUUCGCUGCGCCACAAGUGGGACCCUUCCCCGGACUACGCCGCCGUCAAAAAGAAAAACCCGUCAUCGCAGCCCAAGAAGGAGAAAAUAACCUCCGCUCAGCUGGCCACCGUCUCCCAGCAUAACAUUGGCCCCUUCCCCAGGGUGCAGUCCCCCAGCAGAGGCCCCAAACCUGCUGCCCCUUCCCCUUCUCCCCCGCCGCCGCCUCCGCUUCCCGCCCCUCCACCGCCUCCCUCUCUCCCCUCUAAGCCGGUCUCCCUAUCCAGAGCCUGCCUAGGCCCGUCUCCUGCCUCCAAACAGCGGUUUGUCACAGUGGAGGUCCACCGGCCCAACGCAGAACCCGACGUCAACGAGGUGCGGCCGCUGCCCCAAGCUCGAGGCGGCGCCCUGUCUCAGCUGUCUGACAGCGGACAAACCCUCAGCGAGGACAGCGGUGUGGACAUAGCUGAGUCGGGACACGUCAGCAAAGACAGUAGCCCCCAUUCCUCAGGCACACGCCUCCCCCGCGAGACCCAGGAUGGAGGAGGAGGAGCAGGAGGAGGAGGAGGUGACAACACCUCCAAACCGCCGGGCCUUCUGGAGCCCACCUCCACGCUAGUGAGGGUGCCAAAGAGUGCCAGCACCCUCGGUAUCGCCAUCGAGGGCGGAGCGAACACUCGCCAGCCGCUGCCGCGGAUCGUCACAAUCCAGAGGGGCGGCUCGGCCCAUAACUGCGGCCAGCUGAAGGUGGGUCAGAUCAUCCUGGAGGUAAACGGGGUUUCCCUGAGGGGCCGAGAGCACAGGGACGCCGCUCGCCUCAUCGCCGAGGCCUUCAAGACCAAAGAGAGGGACCACGUGGACUUCCUGGUGACUGAGUUUAACGUGGCCCUAUAGCUGUGAGCAGGAGGAGAGAGGACGAUGAUGUCGGCACCCAGAGAGAGAAUGACUGAACAACAUUUAACCUUCUUGCUGAUUCGAUGGCACAAAUCGAAAAGAACCACCGACUGAUCUCUGAGCCCUUGUUCUCUUUUGUAAUCGAACCCUUAAAGGCAUUAUUUCCUCAACGUGUUACCUCCAACUGUGAGACCUGAUGCACUAACGGUGGAAAAUAGGGAAUCUUUACCUUUUGGUUUCUUCUCACUGUUAAAAUCUACAGACCUGCAGCUGUUUGAACCUCUCCUCGCUCUGUCCCAUGUUACGUUUAUGUUACAUUUAUUUCUGCUUCUGUCUGAGAGUGAACUGUACGGCUGAAACUGACUGACGCUUGAAUUUGCAGGCUCAGGGUUUGUACUGUAUGUAAAAAUGGACAUAUGUAGAUACAGAUGGAUAUAAGCUGCACUCAUAAAUGCUCCUAUAUAAAUAAAAAAGAAACAUG